AUGGAAUUCAACUUCUGGAUCCACAGGAUACGUAGUGGAUUUACCAAUAUCAUCAAAUUCGGAUCUGUGCUCGCAAAGUGUCCUGGUGUUGCAUCCCUCUUGGAGACAUGCAAAACCUCAAAUGAAACUAUGCAUGGUCACGCUGGGUUUAAGAAGAUCGAACUAUUCCGUCCUCCAACUCGUCAUUUUCUUGACACGACGGAGACAAUUCCUGAUACCCUCACCUACAUGUACCUUCGGCCUUCGAGUGAUGUCUUUAUGGCCAGCAUUGAUAGUCUCGUUAGAUUAUAUCAACUUGGCGGCUCGAUAGGAUCUCUAUGCAACAUUGAGAAACUGGCUGUCACAGGAAUGGAUUACGAUCUUUGCGAUGAUUGCGACGAUGAGGAAAUAACGACUCUUUCCGAGAAGCUCUGCAAUAUCAUCUAA
Messenger RNA from Botrytis porri, 426 nucleotides. RefSeq lists its product as uncharacterized. The record is from RefSeq and is a predicted model, not a curated record. Bases 1 to 426 code for a protein of 141 amino acids. The transcript has a single exon. NCBI's taxonomy places the organism in Eukaryota, Fungi, Ascomycota, Leotiomycetes, Helotiales, Sclerotiniaceae.